AUGUAUCACUCAGCUUCUCCGGAGGGGUUGAAUGCCUCCCCCACUGCCAGUGAUAAUUCUCCAAAUGCUCUCCACGCACCCACCGCCCCCCGCCUUGCCCCAGAUGCCAGCUCGCGGAGCUGUGUCACUUGUCGCCGUCGCAAGGUCCGCUGUAACAAGCGGUCGCCUUGUUCCAAUUGUAUCAAAGCUGGCACCGACUGCAUCUUUCCCCCGCCUGGUCGUGCCCCGCGCAAGUCCAAACGCCCGCCCGAUGCGGAGCUCCUUUCCCGCCUUCGUCGCCUCGAGGGCGUCAUCGAGCAUUUGAGCGGGAAGAACCCGGAGGCCGCUUCGACUUCGGUUUCGCCGACUCAGCCUCCAUCUUCGGGAAUCCCGUCUGUUGGUUCUAGUGCUACAGCUGCGACGUCGACUGCGAUGGCUCCACAGCCAGCUGUAGCCCCUGCGGACUCUAAAGAUUCGACUGGAUGCCCGUUUGAAAACGACCCCACAAAGUUGAAUACUGGAAAGUUUGAAAAUGAGUUUGGAAGACUGGUUAUCGAUGAAGGGAGGAGUCGAUAUGUUAGCAAUCGACUUUGGGCCAGUUUGGGAGAUGAGGUCGAAGAGCUGCAGGAUAUCCUAGAUAAUUCCGAAUCCGAGGAAGAGGAUUAUCCAUCACCAGAGUCCUCUCACUCCGGUUCUCAUGAUGGAUUCCUCUUCGGCUUUUACUCCUUGUCGCACUCUCUUCGAGAGUAUCAUCCACCAUUUCCCAAGGUGUCCGUCUUCUGGGACAUCUAUAAAGAAUGUGUUGCUCCCUUGAUCACCAUUGUUCAUAAGCCAACCGCAAGGAAGCUGUUGGUUGAAGCGGCGCGGAAUCCUGAUUCCUUGGAUAAGAAUUCAGAAGCUUUGGUAUUUUCGAUAUACCUGUCUGUCAUUGUGGCUCUAAGUCCCGCCGAAUGUCUUGCAAACUUCGGAGAAGAUCGCACCCUUGCUGUCAAACGGUACCGCUUUGCCGUGGAACAAGCACUGGCGAAAGCCAACCUGCUAAACACCCAAAGUAUGGUACUCCUGCAAGCAGCGGUUCUCUUCCUGAUCUGCAUACGCAGAGAGGAUGAUUCCAAGUUUGUGUGGUCUAUGAACUCCAUAAUUCUGCGCCUCGCUCAGGGCUUAGGCCUGCAUCGCGAUGGCACGAAUUUCGCCUUAAAGCCAUUCGAGACGGAGAUGCGCCGACGGUUGUGGUGGCAUAUUUGUCUCAUGGACACUCGCUCCUCGGAGGAUCAUGGGACCGAUCCGCUCAUUCAUGACAGCAUGUAUGAUACUCGUCUUCCGCUGAAUGUCAACGACGACGACAUUUAUCCAGAGAUGACGGAGACGCCCACGGAACGAGAGGGCUGUACAGACGUGACGUUCUGUCUGGUUCGCUGUGAGAUCACUUGCGCGUUGCGGCGAGCAAACUACUCUUGCCCGGGAAGUCGAGCAUUCAAAAUGGUGGGCGCCACCGGGCCAUCGAUUGAACGUUGUGAGAAAAUGAUACAGAUCAUCAGCAGUCGUGUUGAGGAACGGUACAUCAAGCACUGCGACAUGAAUAUCCCCAUUCAUUGGGCAUCUGCGACAGUCGCCCGGUUAAUCCUCGCAAAGCUCUGGCUGAUUGUCCAUCACCCGAUGACUCGCAAAGACCGCAUCGCCAGUGUAUCCCAGGCAACUCGCGAAAGCUUGUUCCUCACCGCAAUCGAAGUUCUUGAAUUUGGCCGUCUGCUUGAAUCCGACCCCAAGACUGCUAAAUGGGGUUGGCUAUUCCGUACCAAUAUGCAGUGGCAUGGAGUCGCGUUCGUUCUAUCUGAAGUAUGCGUCCGUCCGAUCUGUCCUGUCACCGACAGAGCCUGGAACGCCAUCAGCUCGCUUUAUUCAGACUGGACUCUUCAGGCCACUCACAAGAAAGGCAUGCUCUGGCGUCCCCUUGCUGCGUUGAUGAAGCGAGCAGCAGCGACGCGAUCCAAGCAACAGGAGGAACUACGAAACAAGUUCGGACCGAACCCCACAGCUUACAAGUCUACCCCCAACGACUUCGCCACUAGCCAUCAGCACACACUCCCGCAAAUCCAUAUGCCGACCACUUUAAACGCUGAACCCGACCAAAAUGCCCCACUGAAUCCAACGAGCAUCGAUCUCACCAAAGGAGCCUGGGAUACGUUGCAGUACAUGUUCCCCGAUACAAACCUCCUAGCUCCAGUAACCCUGGAUAGCCCCCCAGUUCAAGACUCAAUUUCCGCAGUCAACAUUCCGACUGGACUACCAUUAUUCAACACCCCCUUGAGCAACUCCUUCAUGAACCAGGAGAACAUCCCCGAGACAAACUCUCUCAGCUGGGAAGAGUGGGACAAAGUCAUGCGCGAUUUCCAAAUGGACGUUGAAAGAGAAGACGAGGCUGCCCCUGCGAAUGGGACCCACGUUACAGAAUGGUUCGCAUAA
Penicillium atrosanguineum is the source of this 2442-nucleotide messenger RNA. RefSeq names its product putative C6 transcription factor. Gene Ontology annotation, molecular function: DNA-binding transcription factor activity, RNA polymerase II-specific; DNA binding; zinc ion binding. The transcript has 2 exons. NCBI's taxonomy places the organism in Eukaryota, Fungi, Ascomycota, Eurotiomycetes, Eurotiales, Aspergillaceae. The record is from RefSeq and is a predicted model, not a curated record. Gene Ontology annotation, biological process: regulation of DNA-templated transcription; DNA-templated transcription. The coding region runs from base 1 to 2442 and encodes 813 amino acids.